Aspergillus costaricaensis CBS 115574 is the source of this 1125-nucleotide messenger RNA. RefSeq names its product golgi SNAP receptor complex member 2 family protein. Bases 159 to 890 code for a protein of 243 amino acids. Gene Ontology annotation, molecular function: SNARE binding; SNAP receptor activity. Lineage: Eukaryota; Fungi; Ascomycota; Eurotiomycetes; Eurotiales; Aspergillaceae. The transcript has 4 exons. Gene Ontology annotation, biological process: vesicle fusion; endoplasmic reticulum to Golgi vesicle-mediated transport. Gene Ontology annotation, cellular component: late endosome membrane; SNARE complex; ER to Golgi transport vesicle membrane. The record is from RefSeq and is a predicted model, not a curated record.
CGCUAUUUCUUGGUGCCGGCUCCUAAACAAUUCGCAAACUUACUCGAGGGUUUUGUACUCUUGGAAAGAAAUUAACACCUGCAAACCCAAGCUAUACCUCUUCUUUUGCGGCCGGGAUUGUAUACAGCGCACUCACCCGAUAGGGUACACCGCACAAAAUGAACUCCCUCUUCAAUUCCGCCCUCAAGCAGUCAUCUGCUAUCCGCCGUGACCUGGACACAUUCUCCCAAUCGCCAGCUACCUCAUCUGCCGCACUACAAGGACAAAUCGCUGCUUCGUUAGCAUCGCUAUCACGCACCGUUGACGACUACUCUGCUCUGUCCAAGAAGGAAUUGAUCCCGGAGAAGCAAGAGAAGGCAUUCGAACGAGUCAAGAAUUUCCGAUCCGAACUGGCAGAUUACCGGCAACAUUUUGAUCGACUACGGAAAGAACGGGAGGAAGCUCAAUCCGUCACCAACCGCAACGAGCUCCUCGGUCGACGCCCUCAUCACACAGCUACACCGGAGAAUCCAUAUGCCCAAUCAUCCCUCCCUCAGUCCUCUGCGUUCGCUCCUUCCUCAUCACGAUCGGGACUCAGCUUUGGAGCUUCGCCGGCCGACUACAACCGGGAAACACAUGCACUUCGCGAACAAAGCUUCCUAGCGAGCACCAACACCCAGAUAGACGAGUUUCUUGAUCGGGGUCGUGCUGUGCUUGCAGAUUUGGGACAGCAGCGUGAAGUGCUGAAAGGCACGCAGCGGCGACUCUACAGCGUUGCGAACACACUGGGCGUCAGCGGCGACACAAUCCGCAGGGUUGAGCGUCGCGCAAGACAAGACAAGUGGAUCUUCUGGGGCGGAGUGUUGCUCUUCUUCCUGUUCUGCUGGGCUGUCCUGCACUUCUUGCGAUAGUUGUGGUACAUAUUUCUUUUCGUUCCCCUUUAUAUUGUUUUUUUGCUUUUACCCCUUACCUUUCUGGGAAUAUUGUGUUUUUGGUGCUUGGGUUGUUUUACAAGCGCAGGCGUUUGGAGCGCAUUGGCAGGGGGACUUAUUGCGCAUUAUUGUAUGUACUUGAGUGUGUGGAUGUGGUGAUGGCUAGUAGUCUAUACGUAGUCCCUGUAGCAGGACUGAUUAGAUUCGCUGUCCC